Molecule: messenger RNA, 5872 nt
Organism: Nerophis ophidion (straightnose pipefish)
Lineage: Eukaryota; Metazoa; Chordata; Actinopteri; Syngnathiformes; Syngnathidae
Gene: txnrd2.2
Product: thioredoxin reductase 2, tandem duplicate 2
Exons: 17
Coding region: 44-1591 (515 amino acids)
Biological process (GO): cellular response to oxidative stress; glutathione metabolic process; cell redox homeostasis
Cellular component (GO): mitochondrion; cytosol
Molecular function (GO): flavin adenine dinucleotide binding; thioredoxin-disulfide reductase (NADPH) activity; glutathione-disulfide reductase (NADPH) activity
Source: RefSeq, a predicted model, not a curated record
ACACCUUAGCGACAGUUGGGGUCCUUCGUUUCACAACAACGACAUGGCGGUCCUGUGCAGAGUCAAACACCGAUGGAAGUCUGUCAGCUGCUGUCGUCUGAUGACCACACACUUCUCAACCUUCUCAGGGAAGUAUGAGUACGAUGUGGUGGUCAUUGGAGGCGGUUCAGGAGGGCUUGCCUGUUCCAAGGAAGCUGCUCAACUCGGACUCAGCGUUGCUGUUCUGGAUUAUGUGGAGCCGUCUGUUCAAGGCACCAAGUGGGGGCUCGGUGGCACGUGUGUCAAUGUCGGCUGCAUACCGAAGAAGCUCAUGCACCAGGCGGCUCUGCUUGGCACCGCAGUCAAAGACGCCAAGAAGUAUGGUUGGCAGAUCUCAGGACCAAUUUCACAUGACUGGGUUACCAUGGCGCAGGCAGUUCAGAACCACGUCAGAUCUCUGAACUGGGGUCACCGGGUGCAGCUCCAGGACAAGAAAGUGAAGUAUCUCAACAUGAAAGGGAUCCUGGUAGAUGAACACACUGUCAAAGGACUCACAAAAGCAGGGAAGGAGAUGACCCUGACUGCCGAGAACAUUGUGAUCGCUACAGGUGGACGACCCAAACUCCCAACGAAUAUCCCUGGAGCCGUGGAGCAUGGCAUCACCAGCGAUGACAUAUUCUGGCUGAAAGAAUCACCGGGAAAAACGCUUGUGGUUGGAGCGAGUUAUGUGGCUCUUGAGUGUGCAGGCUUCCUCACAGGCAUCGGCUUGGACACCACCGUGAUGGUCCGCAGCAUCGCCCUCCGGGGUUUUGAUCAGCAAAUGGCAGGAUUGGUGACAGACUACAUGGAGUCCUAUGGAACAAAGUUUGCAUGGAAGUGUGUCCCCACCAGUGUGGAAAAACUCCCAACAGGAGUCCUGCAAGUAACCUGGAGUGAUAUCCUGACAGGCAACACACACAAGGACACCUAUGAUACCGUGUUGUGGGCAAUCGGUCGAGUUCCAGAAUCUAAGGCUUUGGGUCUCGACCAGCUCCAAGUACGACUCAACAAGAAGACGGGGAAGAUAAAUGUGUGCAUUGAUGAGUCUACCACUGUGCCAUCCAUCUUUGCUCUAGGUGACAUAAGCCAGGGUCGUCCUGAACUGACCCCGACGGCCAUCAAAGCAGGGAAGCUCCUCGCUCGCAGACUCGCCGGCCGGAGCACGGCGCUCAUGAACUAUGACAAUGUAGCAACAACAGUUUUCACCCCUCUGGAGUACGGCUGUGUGGGUCUGUCGGAGGAGGAGGCGGAACUCAAGCAUGGCAAAGACAACAUCGAGGUUUUCCACGCUUUCUACAAGCCACUAGAAUUCACCGUCGCCGAGCGUGAUGCCAGCCAGUGUUACUUAAAGGUAAUAUGUGAGCGGGCUGGCGUCCAGAAAAUCCUGGGUCUGCACUUUACUGGUUUGAAUGCCGGAGAGGUGACGCAGGGCUUUGCCAUGGGCUUCCAGUGUGGGGCGACAUAUUCACACCUGUCGGAGACCGUGGGCAUCCACCCGACCUGUGCCGAGGAGCUGACCAAGGUCAACGUCACAAAACGAUCCGGAUUGGAUGCCACAGUCACCGGAUGCUGAGGUUAAGUUCCCUCGGUCUUGGAACGCUGAGCACACGAGGUAACAAGUCGGGUCCAAGUAAUCUAGGUUUAAUCCGCUCUCUCUUUUUUACUCGUCUCCUCUCCAUCAUGCUGUGCCACUCACUCAGGGUAUCACCUGUUACCCAGGUGACUAGGAAUGGGAUUUUAUUUGAUAAACGAGACAAGCGGUCACAGGUUGAUUGGCAACACUAAAUUGGCUUUAGUGUGCGAAUGUGAGUGUGAAUGUUGUCUGUCUAUCUGUGUUGGCCCUAUAUCAGCCCGAAUGCGGUUGAGAUAGGCUCCAGCACCCCCUAGAAGGGACAAGCGGUAGAAAAUGGAUGGAUGGAUGCACAUGCGUUCUGUCCAUUCAGUUUCUUAAAGUAAAAUGGUCAAUGGGUUAUACUUGUAUAGCGAUUUUCUACCUUCAAAGCUCUUUGACACUAUUUCCACGUUCACCCAUUCACACACUGAUGGCGGGAGCUGCCAUACCACGCCCUUUGAUGGAUUGAUUGAUUGAUUGAUUGAUUGAUUGAUUGAUUGAUUGAUUGAAACUUGUAUUAGUAGAUUGCACAGUACAGUACAUAUUCCGUACAGUUGACCACUAAACGGUAACACCCGAAUAAGUUUUUCAACUUUUUUAAGACGGGGUCGGGCAUCACGGUGGAAGAGGGGUUGGUUUCAUGUGCCUCACAAUACGAAGGUCCUGAGCAGUCCUGGGUUCAAUCCUGGGCUCGGGAUCUUUCUGUGUGGAGUUUGCAUGUUCUCCCCGUGACUGCGUGGGUUCCCUCCGGGUACUCCGGCUUCCUCCCACCUCCAAAGACAUGCACCUGGGGAUAGGCCCCUCCCAUGUCAAAAGACAUGCACCUGGGGAUAGGCCCCUCCCACCUCCAAAGACAUGCACCUGGGGAUAGGCCCCUCCCACCUCCAAAGACAUGAACCUGGGGAUAAGUUGAUUGGCAACACUAAAUGGUCCCUAGUGUGUGAAUGUUGUCUGUCUUUAUGUGUUAGCCCUGUAAUGAGGUGGCGACUUGUCCAGGGUGUACGCCGCCUUCCGCCCGAAUGCAGCUGAGAUAAGCUCUAGCCACCCCAAACGGAACAAGCAAUAGAAAAUGGAUUAACGGAUGGAUAAGUCGGGGUCCACGUUAGUCAAUUCGUGCUAACCACGACCCAUCAGUAGCAAGGGUGAAGUGUCUUGCUCAAGGGCACAACAGACGAGGUUGGUAGAAGGUGGGGAUCGAACAAGGAAACCUCAGGUUGCUGACGCCACGCCGUCCCUAAGUAGACCCAAGUAGACUCUAAAUUGUUUCGGUCUUUUGGAAGCAUGUGCUUACGAAUCAGAAUUUAAAGCCUGAAGUGCGCAAGAACGAACGAACAAACGAACGAAUGAACGAAUGGACGGACGAAGGAAGGAAGGAAGGAAGGAAAAUUGAUUCCUUCAAGAGAGUUCCAUAAGGAAAAAUAAAAUUCCAGCGAUGAGGUGGCGACUUGUCCAGGGUGUACCUCGCCUUCCGCCCGAAUGCGGCUGAGAUAGGCUCCAGCGACCUCAAACGGAACAAGCAGUAGAAAAUGGAUGGACGGAUGGAUAAGUCGGGGUCCACAUUAGUCAAUUAGUGGUAACCACGAGCCAUCAGUAGCAGGGGUGAAGUGUCUUGCUCAAGGGCGGAACGGAGGAGACGAGGUUGGUAGAAGGUGGGGAUCGGACAAGGAAACCUCAGGUUGCUGGCGCCACGCCGUCCCUAAGUAGACCCAAGUAGACUCUAAAUUGUUUCGGUCUUUUGGAAGAAUGUGCUUACGAAUCAGAAUUUAAAGCCUAAAGUGCGCAAGAACGAAUAAACGAACGAACGAACGAAGGAAGGAACGAAAAGUGAUUCCUUCAAGAGAGUUCCAUAAGGAAAAAUAAAAUUCCAGCGAUGAGGUGGCGACUUGUCCAGGGUGUACCUCACCUUCCGCCCGAAUGCGGCUGAGAUAGGCUCCAGCGACCUCAAACGGAACAAGCAGUAGAAAAUGGAUAGACGGAUGGAUAAGUCGGGGUCUACGUUAGUCAGUUUGUGGUAACCACGAGCCAUCAGUAGCAAGGGUGAAGUGUCUUGCUCAAGGACAGAACGGAGGAGACGAGGUUGGUAGAAGGUGGGGAUCGGACAAGGAAACCUCAGGUUGCUGGCGCCACGCCGUCCCUAAUUAAACCCAAGUAGAAUCGAAAUUGUUUUGGUCUUUUGGAAGAAUGUGCUUACGAUUUAGAAUUUAAAGCCUAAAGUGCGCAAGAACGAACGAACAAACGAACGAACAAACGAAUGAACGAAUGGACGGACGAAGGAAGGAAGGGAGGAAGGAAGGAAGGAAGGAAGGAAGGAACGAAAAUUGAUUCCUUCAAGAUAGUUCCAUAAGGAAAAAUAAAAUUCCAGCGAUGAGGUGGCGACUUGUCCAUGGUGUACCCCGCCUUCUGCCCGAAUGCAGCUGAGAUAGGCUCCAGCGACCCCAAACUGAACAAGCAGUAGAAAAUGGAUGGACGGAUGGAUAAGUCGGGGUCCACUUUAAUCAAUUCGUACUAACCACGACCCAUCAGUAGCAAGGGUGAAGUGUCUUGCUCAAGGGCACAACAGACGAGGUUGGUAGAAGGUGGGGAUCGAACAAGGACACCUCAGGUUGCUGGCGCCACGCCGUCCCUAAGUAGACCCAAGUAGACUCUAAAUUGUUUCGGUCUUUUGGAAGAAUGUGCUUACGAAUCAGAAUUUAAAGCCUAAAGUGCGCAAGAACGAACAAACGAAUGGACGGACGAAGGAAGGAAGGAAGGAAGGAACGAAAAUUGAUUCCUUCAAGAUAGUUCCAUAAGGAAAAAUAAAAUUCCAGCGAUGAGGUGGCGACUUGUCCAUGGUGUACCCCGCCUUCUGCCCGAAUGCAGCUGAGAUAGGCUCCAGCGACCUCAAACGGAACAAGCGGUAGAAAAUGGAUAGACGGAUGGAUAAGGCGGGGUCCACGUUAGUAAGUUCGUGGUAACCACGACCCAUCAGUAGCAAGGGUGAAGUGUCUUGCUCAAGGGCAGAACGGAGGAGACGAGGUUGGUAGAAGGUCGGGAUCGGACAAGGAAACCUCAGGUUGCUGACGCCACGCCGUCCCUAAGUAGACCCAAGUAGACUCUAAAUUGUUUCGGUCUUUUGGAAGAAUGUGCUCACGAAUCAGAAUUUAAAGCCUAAAGUGCGCAAGAACGAACAAACGAAUGAACGAAUGAACGAACGGACGGACGAAGGAAGGAAGGAAGGAAGGAAAAUUGAUUCCUUCAAGAGAGUUCCAUAAGGAAAAAUAAAAUUCCAGCGAUGAGGUGGCGACUUGUCCAGGGUGUACCUCGCCUUCCGCCCGAAUGCGGCUGAGAUAGGCUCCAGCGACCUCAAACGGAACAAGCAGUAGAAAAUGGAUAGACGGAUGGAUAAGUCGGGGUCCACGUUAGUCAGUUUGUGGUAACCACGAGCCAUCAGUAGCAAGGGUGAAGUGUCUUGCUCAAGGACAGAACGGAGGGGACGAGGUUGGUAGAAGGUGGGGAUCGAACAAGGACACCUCAGGUUGCUGGCGCCACGCCGUCCCUAAGUAGACCCAAGUAGACUCUAAAUUGUUUCGGUCUUUUGGAAGCAUGUGCUUACGAAUCAGAAUUUAAAGCCUGAAGUGCGCAAGAACGAACGAACAAACGAACGAAUGAACGAAUGGACGGACGAAGGAAGGAAGGAAGGAAGGAAGGAAGGAAGGAAGGAAGGAAGGAAGGAAGGAAAAUUGAUUCCUUCAAGAUAGUUCCAUAAGGAAAAAUAAAAUUCCAGCGAUGAGGUGGCGACUUGUCCAGGGUGUACGCCGCCUUCCGCCCGAAUGCAGCUGAGAUAAGCUCCAGCGACCCUAAACAAAACAAGCAAUAGAAAAUGGAUGGACGGAUGGAUAAGUCGGGGUCCACGUUAGUCAAUUCGUGGUAACCACAAGCCAUCAGUAGCAAGGGUGAAGUGUCUUGCUCAAGGGCACAACAGACGAGGUUGGUAGAAGGUGGGGAUCGAACAAGGAAACCUCAGGUUGCUGGCGCCACGCCGUCCCUAAGUAGACCCAAGUAGACUCUAAAUUGUUUCGGUCUUUUGGAAGAAUGUGCUUACGAAUCAGAAUUUAAAGCCUAAAGUGCGCAAGAACGAACGAACGAACGAACGAACGAACGAACGAACGAACGAACGAACGAACGAACGAACGAACGAACGAACGAACGAACGAACGAACGAACGAACGAACGAACGAACGAACGAACGAACGAACGAACGAA